AUGAGCAGAUUAGAGGUAAAAAAUUUAACACAAACCUUUAAUCAGAAGAACACCGCAUUGCGGGUCCUCGAUGGUUUGAAUUUCUCUGUUGAUGAUGGGCAGUUUGUCGCUUUGUUGGGUCCCUCUGGGUGUGGCAAAAGCACGCUUUUUAAUAUCGUUUCAGGGUUACUUGUACCAGACACUGGAGAAAUUUAUCUCAAUGACGAGCGCAUCUACGGCAACACGGGGGAUUUCGCCUACAUGCAGCAAAAGGACCUCCUUUUACCGUGGCGGACAGUCCUCAGAAAUUCACGACGAACCCCUGAAUACCGCGAAGUGGAGGCGCAACAGCGUUUAGCACAACUCGGAUUGAGCGGAUUUGAAAAUAGUUACCCGAUGCAGCUUUCGGGAGGUAUGCGGCAACGCGUCGCACUCGUCCGGACGCUUCUAUUUCGGAAGGAAAUUCUGCUUUUAGAUGAACCCUUCGGCGCACUGGAUGCAAUGACUCGCACCGUCAUGCAGUCUAUUCUACUCGACAUCUGGUCAGAGAACCGACAGACCGUUUUGCUCAUCACCCACGAUGUUGAGGAAGCUCUUCUACUUGCGGAUAAAAUCUACGUACUGACAGCCAGACCUGCAACGCUAAAAGCAGAGGUCCCUGUUCCAUUGCCCCGUCCUCGGAACAUCACGGACACCUCCCUCAUUCGCUUGAAGAAGGAACUUUUAACGUUAUUACAGGUCGAAAUGUCAAAGGUUUUUGAUGCAGGCUAA
Molecule: messenger RNA, 750 nt
Organism: Geodia barretti
Lineage: Eukaryota; Metazoa; Porifera; Demospongiae; Tetractinellida; Geodiidae
Source: the annotation of a GenBank genome assembly